AUGGAGGUGCUGCAGUGUGAUGGCUGUGAUUUCCGAGCUCCAUCCUAUGAAGACCUAAAAGCUCACAUUCAGGAUGUUCAUACUGCUUUUCUGCAGCCAACAGAUGUCUCUGAGGAAAACCCUAGCCAGCCAAGGUCUGGCUCCAUGAAUGCUAGCAACCAGACUGAGAUUGAAUUUUCUUCUGUAAAGGAUGAAUUUACAAUUGCAGAUGAAAUAGCAGGGCAAAAUACAACUCAGAUGGGGACUGGAAGUUAUUAUAGCCAGAGCCAAAGUUUUUAUGGUCAACAUAUGGCUCCAAAUCCUAAACCAACCAAGUUUUUCCAGUGCAAAUUCUGUGUGCGUUACUUCCGAUCUAAAAACCUCCUCUUAGAGCACACUCGCAAGGUUCAUGGAGCAGAAGUUGGGGGGACCUCAGUAGGGUCACGCACUGCUGGAUCCUUAAAUUACAACAUCCUGAUGCACGAGGGGUUUGGCAAAGUUUUCUCUUGCCAGUUCUGCACCUACAAAUCACCAAGGCGCGCAAGGAUUAUUAAACACCAGAAAAUGUAUCACAAAAACAAUCUGAAGGAGAGUUUAACUCCUACUGCUACCUCUGUUGUAUCUGAAUUGGCAUCUGCCUCUGUGCCAGUGCAGGAACCCUGCAAGGAAUUGCCUGCAGAGGUGGUAGAACGGAGCAUUUUGGAGUCCAUGGUCAAGCCUCUAACAAAGUCCAGAGGCAACUUUUGCUGUGAAUGGUGCAGUUACCAGACACCUCGAAGGGAGCGCUGGUGUGACCAUAUGAUGAAGAAGCACCGCAGCAUGGUAAAAAUACUGUCAAAUUUGAGGCAGGAACAAGACAGAACCAGUGCGCCUGAUAUGCAGAGUAAGAGUGCCCAGAAUGCCUCCCCAAACUCUAAUUAUAUCUCUAUGAAUAUGACAGGACAUGAUAUGUUGAAUGCUGAUGUCUCAAACUUCAGAAGCUCUACGGGCAGUUCCCUUAUCAGGCCUGACUCUUCUAUAUCCUCUAAGUUUUCUUCUGUGUCUUAUCCUCAAAUGAAGUCUAAAUUACCUCACAACUCGGGCAUAGUUAAUUUGUCUGACAGAUCCCGCUAUGGAGUUGCUGACAUGACAAAUUCUUCUGCUGACUUGGAAACAAACAGUAUGCUAAAUAACUCCAGCUCAGACGAAGAGCUAAAUGAAGUGGACAGCGAGAAUGGCUUGAACUCUGUGGACCACCAGACUUCAGGAAUAUCUGCAGAGCAACUGAUGGGAUCUGAUGGCAACAAACUGUUGGAAACGAAAGGGAUUCCCUUUAGAAGAUACAUGAACAGGUUCCAAUGUCCUUUUUGCCCUUUCCUCACAAUGCACCGCCGAAGCAUCUCCCGUCACAUUGAGAAUAUCCACCUGUCUGGGAAGACAACUGUAUACAAAUGUGAUGAAUGCCCUUUUACCUGUAAGAGUUCAUUAAAGCUUGGAGCUCAUAGGCAAUGUCAUGCAGGUACAACAUCAGACUGGGACACUGUGAAUUCUGAGAGCGAAAACAUUGUCUCCUCUUUGAAUGACAACACGAUUUCUUAUGAAAGUGGAAAUACAAAUGGAGGGAAGUCAGCUGGGAUGAUGGAAACAGUGCAGCAGCAACAGCAGCAGUUGCCUCAACCCCAUUCACAGCAUCCUUAUAGGUGCACAAUGUGUAACUAUUCUACCACUACUUUGAAAGGCCUCAGAGUUCAUCAGCAGCACAAGCACUCAUUUUGUGACAACUUACCAAAAUAUGAUGGACUGCCAUCCAACAUGCCACAAGAGAGUGAGGCAGAUGCUCUCACCUCUGUCAGCACAGUGAAGAAAAGCCAGACCUCAAUUCUUGGUCUUUCGUCUAAAAAUAACUUUGUUGCUAAGGUCACUCGGAAGGUGUCAAAUGACUGCCCUUUGGAUCUCUCACCAGUGAAGAAAAGAACUAGAAUUGAUGAAAUAGCAAGCAACCUGCAGAGCAAAAUAAACCAAAACAAACAGCAAGAAGAUGCUGUGAUUAAUGUAGAGGAUGAUGAGGAAGAGGAGGAAGACGAGGUGGAGAUAGAAGUGGAAUUAGACAGAGAAGAACAAACAGAACCAAUGGUGGAGGUUUCUAGUUCUUAUGCACCCCAGCAAAUGUGGGGGAGAGAGACUAAUGAUUCUCAGAAGGAUACAAACUUGCAUCAUGAUUAUAAUUCCACCAAUGGAGCAGAGAUCGAGCUUACUUUAUCUGAAGAUGAGGAAGAUUAUUUUUCUUCCAUUAACAUGAAAGAUCAACAGAGCCCUAAUGCCCCUGUUCUGGGAAGCCAGCCAAAUAUGUAUGGCCCUGAUCAGAACAAUGAAAAUGUGGAGAUUAAUGACUCUGGUAGGCUUUACUAUUGUAAACACUGUGAUUUUAGCAACAAAUCUGCCAGGAGUGUUAGCACCCAUUACCAACGGAUGCACCCCUACAUAAAAUUCAGCUUUAGGUAUAUCUUGGAUCCCAAUGAUCACAGUGCAGUAUACAGAUGCCUUGAGUGUUAUAUCGACUAUACGAACUUUGAAGACCUGCAGCAACACUAUGGAGAGCAUCACCCUGAAGCUAUGAAUGUAUUGAACUCUGAUCACUCGGAUCUUAUCUACCGCUGUCGCUUCUGUUCUUACACUAGCCCAAAUGUUAGAAGCCUGAUGCCACAUUACCAAAGAAUGCAUCCAACAGUGAAAAUUAACAAUGCAAUGAUAUUUUCAAGCUAUGUUGUUGAGCAGCAAGAGGGGCUAAACACAGAGUCCCAGACACUGAGAGAGAUCUUGAAUUCUGCUCCAAAAACUAUGUCAACCUCCACCCCUGUGGCUCAUGGGACUACUAUGUCAGCAAGUUUUAACAAAAGUGCCACAAAGAGUUUUAGUCCUCAAUGUGAAAAUCAGAAGGCACCUUCGGUCAAUUCUCUGGUUGUUUAUGACUGUGAUGUGUGCUCAUUUGCAAGCCCUAACAUGCAUUCAGUUCUGGUGCAUUACCAGAAAAAACACCCUGAAGAAAAAGCAUCAUAUUUCAGAAUUCAGAAGACCAUGCAUAUAGCUUCUGUUGACAGGGGCUCUGCCUUGGCUCAAAUGUCUUUUGAGAUGGGGAUGUCUGUCUCCUCAAAACUGUCCAACUUGGCUUCUCAACCAACACCUCCCCCACCACUGCCCCCAGACCUUGCUCCUGAACUCUACUAUUGCAAACACUGUUCAUACAGCAACCGUUCAGUUGUGGGAGUGCUUGUCCACUACCAGAAAAGGCAUCCAGAAAUAAAGGUCACUGCCAAGUACAUCAGGCAGGCACCCCCUACUGCAGCAAUGAUGAAGGCUGGUGAGCUGCCACCUGGGAUUCAGAAACUGCCAGUGUCAGUGCAGCAGUUGAGCCGGGGCAGUUCCGAGUGCUCCGUGAAUCCCCUUGAGAAUGAAAUGUUCUUCUGCCAGCACUGCGAUUAUGGAAACCGGACCGUGAAAGGUGUGCUCAUUCAUUAUCAAAAGAAGCAUCGUGAUUUCAAAGCCAAUGCAGAUGUGAUUAGGCAGCAUACAGCCACCAUUAGAAGCCUUUGUGAUCACAACCAGAAGAAAUCAUCUGGCAGCCUGCCUGCUCACACCUCCAGAACUGAACAGAACAAGACAAAGCCGAGAGCCCUCAAAUGUAGGCAGUGUAGCUACACAUCGCCUUAUUUCUAUGCGUUGAGGAAGCAUAUUAAGAAAGACCACCCGAAUCUGAAGGCCACGGUCACGUCCAUUCUAAGAUGGGCAUUUUUGGAUGGCUUGAUAGAAGCUGGUUAUCACUGUGAAUGGUGCAUUUAUUCACAUAUGGAACCAAAUGGUUUGCUUGUGCAUUACCAAAGGAGACAUCCUGAACAUUAUGUUGACUAUACAUAUAUGGCAGCUAAACUCUGGGCAGGUCCGGAUCCUUCCCCUCCUACCCUAGUGAUGCCAACAGAGGCAAAGACCUAUAAAUGCAGAGACUGCAUUUUUGAAGCAUCUUCCAUUUGGGAUAUUACUAAUCACUACCAGGCUUUUCACCCUUGGGCUAUGAAUGGGGAUGAAUCUGUAUUGUUAGAUAUCAUUAAGGAGAAAGAUGCUACUGAGAAAAUUGGCACACAGCUUAAUGAAGUUAGGGCCAGGAUUAAUUCUGAAAACCAGGUAGCAUCACAGAUGGACCAGGAUGUGGAGGACCCCAGCCUUUCCCAGGAAAAAACUAUUCAGCUGGCUUCUGCAAACCCUUCCAUCUCCUUCACUCCAUAUCAGUGUACAGUUUGCCAGUCUGAGUACAAUAACUUGCAUGGCCUCCUGACACAUUAUGGCAAAAAGCAUCCUGGCAUGAAAGUGAAAGCUGCUGACUUUGCACAGGACAUAGACAUUAACCCAGGGGCUGUGUACAAGUGCAGACAUUGCCCAUACAUUAACACUCGCAUUCAUGGUGUCCUCACACAUUACCAGAAACGGCACCCAUCAGUAAAGGUCACUGCUGAAGACUUUGUGCAUGAUGUAGAACAGUCAAAAGACAUUGCCCAGAAUGACAUGGAAGAGACGAGUAGGAUUUUCAAGCAAGGUUAUGGUGCAUACCGGUGCAAACUAUGCCCUUACACCCAUGGCACACUAGAGAAGCUCAAAAUUCACUAUGAGAAAUAUCAUAAUCAGCCUGAAUUUGAUGUUUUUGCUCAGUCACUGCCAAAUGUGUCUGCCUCAGUGGAGCCAGACAUGGUAGCUGAAAUCAAGGCCUCCCCAGAAAUUGCUGAUGAUGGUGUUGGAGAAGUCUCUAUCUCAGCACCUCAUUUCCCCAGUUCUCACUUAUUGUCUCACACAGUGUUCCGGUGUCAACUCUGCAAAUACUUCUGUUCUACCCGGAAGGGGAUAGCCAGGCACUACCGCAUCAAACAUAAUAACGUUCGGGCACAACCAGAAGGCAAGAACAACCUCUUCAAGUGUGCUUUGUGUUCCUACACCAACCCUAUCCGCAAAGGGCUUGCAGCACACUACCAGAAAAGGCAUGACAUUGAUGCUUACUACACUCAUUGUUUAGCAGCCUCCAGGACAGUAAGCGACAAACCCAAUAAAGUGAUCAUUCCAUCUCCUCCCAAAGAUGACACUCCUCAGUUAAGUGAGGAGCUGAGGAGGGCUGUGGAAAAGAAGAAAUGCUCGCUUUGUUCCUUUCAAUCGUUUAGCAAAAAAGGUAUUGUGUCCCACUACAUGAAGCGUCACCCUGGUGUUUUCCCUAAGAAGCAGCAUGCGAGCAAGCUGGGGGGUUACUUUACUGCUGUGUAUGCUGAUGAACAUGAAAAGUCAACUCCAGCUGAGGAAAGGAAUGACUUUGAAAAGCCUGAGGUGGAGAGCGAGGCUCAGGAAACUGAGUGGCUUCCCUUCAGAUGCAUAAAAUGUUUCAAGCUGUCCUUCAGCACAGCAGAGCUGCUGUGCAUGCAUUACACUGAUCACCACAGCAAGGAUUUGAAGAGAGACUUUACCAUACUGGGAAGUGGCACCUGCUCUCAUAAUGCUGUCUACCAGUGCAAGCACUGUGAUACUAAAUUGCAUAGCACAGCAGAGCUGACCUCACACUUGAAUCGUCACAAUGAGGAAUUCCAGAAGCGUGCCAAACGUCAGGAGAGGAGGAAACAGCUUUUGAGCAAGCAGAAAUAUGCAGAUGGUACUUUUACAGAUUUCAAACAAGAGAGGGCUUUUGGACAUUUGGAAGAUGCUUCAAAACUUAAGGAGAGGAAAGUAGUUGGCUACAAAUGUAAAUUUUGUGUGGAAGUUCAUCCAACGCUUCGAGCCAUCUGUAAUCAUCUGCGUAAGCAUGUCCAGUAUGGGAAUGUUUCUUCUGUGUCAGCUACAGUAAAGGGUCUGCGAUCUCAUGAGAGGAGUCACUUGGCUCUGGCCAUGUUUACCCGGGAAGACAAGUACAGCUGCCAGUAUUGCUCCUUUGUCUCUGCUUUCAGGCACAA
Messenger RNA from Phaethon lepturus (White-tailed tropicbird), 5933 nucleotides. RefSeq names its product zinc finger protein 462-like. The record is from RefSeq and is a predicted model, not a curated record. The transcript is spliced from 4 exons. The annotation marks the transcript as partial. Gene Ontology annotation, biological process: regulation of gene expression. Gene Ontology annotation, cellular component: nucleus. Lineage: Eukaryota; Metazoa; Chordata; Aves; Phaethontiformes; Phaethontidae.